AGAGAAGACUGAGCUUCAGCUGAAUUUAUUUUUAUUUCGACAAGUUUUUACUGUGAGAGAUAUGGAUUUAGUGCCUCCGUUGGCCGGUGUUCAAGCAUGCAGCAUGCAGAUCCCAUUGGACGACGACUGCGAGGGCCCGCGCGCGCCGCUCCGCCGGCAGGUCUCAUUGGACGAGGAGCGCCGAGACGAGUGCCGCGGCCACUGGCGGGGGGACCACAUCCGGGGUGAAGAGGAGGAGCGGGGGGUGAGGCUGUUCAGAGCCAUGCUGCUGCAUCACCUGAGGCUGGAGCAGCUGAGGCCACCGCCCUGUAUUGUGGCUGGGGCGGUGCAGGAUCCCAGAGGCUGGUGGAUGUACUGGCGCGACUGGCGCUGCCUGGAGCGAGCGGCGCUGAAGUUCCGCCGCUCUCGGGCGCGCGGGCGGCUCGCGGCCCGGGCGUCGCAGAUUGAACUGCUGCGGCUCGAUGAGGUGGAGUUUGAGGAUAUCAUGCAGGAGCUGUGUCAGGCCUGCGCCCACAUAGAGCAGCGAGCGCUGGUCGUGCUAGCCUUCCUAUGCGAGGUGUGUGCGCGCGCGGUGCGGCACGGGGGCUGGUGCCGCGCCGCCGACUGGGCCGCCAGCCACGUCGCGCACUGCGCCACGCCAUGGGCCAUCAGACAUGGCGGCUGGAGUGCCGUGGUAGAGAAAGCCGCCGGGACGAGAAGGGAAGAAAACACAUUCAUCGCCGGCGCAGCGCUCGCCGUCUUACUGGCCUUCCUAGUCUUCUGCCGCACCAGGCUACGACAUUCUAUUGUUUAGGCCAGGUCUUUGGCCUAUAUGAAGUAGAAUUUAAAAAAAAAGUCCUCGAUGGCAAGAAGGAGGUCACAUGACUGGGUUGUAAAAUCUUUGAUAGGUCGGAAACUCUUUCGAUAAAAAAAUAUCUGCCAAAAUUCGGUCUUAAAUAUGCGGAACAAGAAGGUUCGGCGUCCAAACAUCUCAGAACGAUAACUCUAUUGUUUUUAUUAUGUCCUUCUUCUUCUUUGUUUCCGGAUGGCCAGUAUGUACCUAAGUUAAUAGUUUGUAUAUAAGGUAGG
Plutella xylostella (diamondback moth) is the source of this 1068-nucleotide messenger RNA. RefSeq lists its product as uncharacterized. Gene Ontology annotation, biological process: regulation of apoptotic process. Lineage: Eukaryota; Metazoa; Arthropoda; Insecta; Lepidoptera; Plutellidae. The record is from RefSeq and is a predicted model, not a curated record.